UCCUAAGCCAGCUGCAAUUUAACUGUUUAUACCAAGUUAAAAUGAAGAAAACGGUUGUAAACCUCGAUAAACUAAUUCAAGGUUUCAGUCUCCUGGAGCAAGUAUAUCAACGACAACAUAACGCAAUCUUGUUUGAUGUUAUAUUUCCUAAGAGAGAUUAAAAAUUCUUACCUUUAAAGUUAGUGGUUAGCAAGCUAGCUGUCUGAGUCCGCCAUGUUUGAUUUCCCUGAAGCAGCUGUUCUGUUUGUGUUCAUUAGAAAAUAACAGAGCUGAGGGGAAAGAACAAUAUCCUUGAAAUAAAACUGGACGAAACCAAUAGACUUCUAAAAUUGUCUCAAAACAAGGAAAAACAUUUAAUUGAAGAGAAAGCUGGAUUGUUGGGGAACAUUAAAUGUCUUCAGCACAACUUGGAACAACAGUGUAACCUUCGGGGUGAAAACGAGAAGCUGAAAAAUGUCGUCCUUAAUUUGAAGAAGCAAAAUGAAGAAAAAGUGGAGGAGAGAAAGGCUUGUGUUCAGAGGCUGCAGAGUGAGAUGAGAGCUUUGCAAGAGCAACACCAGAGGGAGCUGGAGGACUGUGCUGCAGAUACAAAGAGGCGGCUGGAGGCUAAAGAUGCUGAAAUAAACGUGGUUCUGGACAGAGAAGAGAAAGCGAUAGAAGCCAUGAGACAGAACAUGAAGGACCAGGAAAAAGCAAAGCAAAGUGAAGUUUUAAAGAUACAAAUGGAGUUCAGUGCUAAGCUUGCGAGAGCUCAGAGUAUGUCAGUGAAGAGCCAGCAGCAGCCACAAGCAUCUGGGAUCGUUCCUCAAAACAUCUUUAAAAGAAAGCUGCAGUUCCUGCAGGAAGAGAAAAAUAAAGAGAUUGAGGCUCUGCGCCAGAGAGUUAAAGAGCUGGAGCAACAGAGGCUGCGCACCUUCUCCGAGCCUGGUCUGAAGAGGAGGAAAAUCUGAACGUCUCUUUUACCUACCAUAGACAAUGUGGUAUCAAGCAUUUAUCAUAUACAGCACAAUGUGAUGAUGCAUUGCAUGAUACAUUUUGUGACAUUGUGAAAGGGUGCUUGGUUUUGCAUUCAAAAUAAUAUCAGUAUACCUGUAUCGUUUCUUUUUUAAAUUUAUUUAAAUAAAUGAAUGGCAGCUUGUGAGAAGAGGAUUUGCAAAGGUUAGUAAACACUGAAGGACAUGUGAGUUCAAAUAAACACAUGAUAAGUGCAGGAUGUAGCCUGAUCAUUCAGUGCUGUACACACACACCGUAGACACUUGGAGUGUAUGAGUUCUAUACUUCAGGCAGUCACUGACUACAAAGGAUUUGGAUCCAAGUAUUAAAAAUGACAAUUUUAUUUUUUUUAUUGUUCGUUUAUCCAGUCACACCCCUGCGGGUCUUCCCCAAACUGUUGCCACAAAUUUGAAAUUGUAUUUGUAGAGAAUGUCUUUGUAUGCUGUAGUAUUAAAAUUUCCUUUCCUAGUACUAUGAGGCCCAUACAUGUUCCAACAAGACAAUGCUCCUUUUGCACAAAACAGGGGUCUAUAAAGACAUGUUUUGUCAAGGUUGGAGUGGAAGAAGUCAAGUGCCCUAACCCCACUAAACACCUUCUCACCCAACAUCAGUGCCUGUCCUCACUAAUGCUUUUGUGGCUCAAUGGGCAAAUCCCCAUAGCCACACUCCAAAAUCUAGUAGAAUCUUUCCUGGAAGGUUGGAGGUUAUUAUAAGAGCAAAAGGAGACUAGAACUGGAAUGGAAAGGUGCUGGCAUUCUUAUAUCAUUCAGAUAUAAGACAAAUUAGAUUAAAUACUUUGUCAGUAUUCUAAACUCUAUAACGCCAUCAUUCUUUUGUACUGCUUAGCAAGGGAACAACACAAAACAAUGCACAAAUACACAGACUCUCAUGUCAAAGGAUUCAGGGAGGAAGCCAGAGUACCUGGCGGAAGCACCUGAAGCACAUAUAGAACAUGCAAACUCCAUACACAAAGGGUGGAGGCAGGAACUAAACCCCCAUCCCUGGAGGUGCAAACAUGCUAACCACUAAGCCACCAGAAAAUUAAUAAUAAUAAUAUGCACAAGAUUUCCUGAAAUACAUAAACAAGUUACUAUUUAUUUGUUAUAUUUACAUGAAUGCCAAACACAGGCACUAUUAUUUUGUCAUUUUCAUGUUAGUGAACUAGUCACAAGUAAUCGCUAUUUUUAUUGCAUAAUAUCUGAGAGUUUUACCUUAAAACCACCAUGCAUCUAUUUGCAAUGUUAUGCAUUUCUGUAGCUUGCACCUAAUCCAGGCUUUCAGAUUUAUACUAAAAAGUUCAGCUCUGCCUCUGGGUAAAUGUUUAUUAAAUAUAAAAUGUAGUAUUAAAUCAUAGCAUGCUCAAUAAAAGCAUUACUCAGAAUACUCAGUUAAUAUACACAUGCUUUUAUUGUACCUUGUUCACGUUAAAAGUGUGAGUCUUACUCGAAAGAUUUUGAAGCUAAGGAUAAUCACAUUGUGUCAAAGAGGGACAGCCCUAAUCUUAUUUAGCAGUUACAUAACAUCAGAUCCUUACACUGAACACAAAUCAGAGAUCAACCUCAUUCCAACUUUUACAGUGAUUCAAAAACUGAUUUGAUUACGUUGUUCUGCUCUGUUUCUCAGGAUGCCAAAUUCAGACCUAACUAUAUAAAAAGCUCCCUGUACUUGAAUGCUUGUGUCCCUUAAUUCAUCAGUCCAUCUUUCUAGAAAUUCUGGGAUUAAAGAAGACCUAAAUAAAGCUUAAUGGUUAAGAUGCUUGCCAGGAGUGUAAUCCCGCUUUCCCGCUUUAAUCUCCCGAGUCAGACAGGUGAGGUGGGAGAGAAUAAAUUAGC
This is a messenger RNA of Hemibagrus wyckioides, 2825 nucleotides long. RefSeq names its product coiled-coil domain-containing protein 152-like. The record is from RefSeq and is a predicted model, not a curated record. The transcript is spliced from 7 exons. The coding region runs from base 534 to 950 and encodes 138 amino acids. NCBI's taxonomy places the organism in Eukaryota, Metazoa, Chordata, Actinopteri, Siluriformes, Bagridae.